This is a messenger RNA of Rhododendron vialii, 1809 nucleotides long. Its product is annotated as protein disulfide-isomerase 5-2-like. Gene Ontology annotation, biological process: response to endoplasmic reticulum stress; protein folding. Gene Ontology annotation, molecular function: protein disulfide isomerase activity. The record is from RefSeq and is a predicted model, not a curated record. The coding region runs from base 154 to 1461 and encodes 435 amino acids. The transcript is spliced from 5 exons. Lineage: Eukaryota; Viridiplantae; Streptophyta; Magnoliopsida; Ericales; Ericaceae. Gene Ontology annotation, cellular component: endoplasmic reticulum.
ACUAAAUUUCCUCAAAAUAUUAAAAUGUUCGCUUCGCUUCGCCCGGUCCGGUUUUUCCGUUGAACUUUCCUCUCGGAUCAAAACAGCCGUAAAGUCGAAUUCCGUCAAAAUCAUCACAAUCGUCUGGAAUUGGAUUCAUCAAUCAGCUCAACGAUGCAGUUGUUACUAGUACUCGCACUAUCGAUCUCACUCUCUCUCCUACCAUCGAUCUCUUCAUCUUCCUCUUCGAACCAGCUCGUCAUCGAUGGAAAGGUGCUGGAGCUCACCGAAUCGACCUUCGACACCGCCAUUUCCACCUUCGAUUACGUCUUCGUUGACUUCUACGCCCCUUGGUGCGGCCACUGCAAGCACCUCUCUCCCGAGUUAGACAAAGCUGCUCUUGUUCUUGCUGAAUUGGGGGCGCCCAUAUUGAUUGCCAAAGUUAAUGCCGACAAGUUCACUCGUCUUGCUCGUAAAUAUGAAAUUGAUGGGUUUCCUACCUUAAAGAUAUUUAUGCAUGGCGUUCCAACAGACUAUUUUGGCCCAAGGAAAGCAGAACUACUUGUUCAAUACUUGAAGAAAUUUGUUGCUUCAGAUGUUGCCAUUCUCAAGUCUGACUCCGACAUAAUCAACUUUGUUGAGGCAGCUGGCACUGAUUUUCCUAUUUAUGUAGGGUUUGGUGUAGAUGAAUCCAUGAUAUCAAAUUUGGCUAUAAAGUACAAGAAAAAAGCUUGGUUUUCUGUGGCAAAAGAUUUUUCUGAGGAUGUCAUGGUGCUGUAUGAUUUUGACAAGGUUCCUGCUUUGGCAUCCUUUCAUCCAAAUUACAAUGAACACAGCAUAUUUUAUGGCCCCUUUGAAGAUCAAUUCUUGGAGGCUUUUAUAAAGCAGAAUUUGUUUCCUCUGGUUUUGCCCAUAAAUCGGGAGACAUUAAAGUUGUUGAAAGAUGAUGACAGGAAAGUUGUUUUGACAAUUUUGGAGGAUGAGGAAGAUGAGAAAUCAAAGGAAUUAUUCAAGCUAUUGAAGGCUGCUGCAUCUGCAAACCGCGAUUUGGUAUUUGGUUAUGUAGGUUUCAAGCAGUGGGAAGAAUUUUCCGAAUCAUUUGAAAUCACAAAGAGAACCAAAUUGCCGAAAAUGGUCGUUUGGGAUGGCAAUGAGGAGUACUUUUCAGUUAUUGGUUCAGAGAGCAUAGAUGAACACGAUCAAGGAUCACAAAUCACACGAUUUCUAGAAGGAUACAGAGAAAGAAGCGUAAUACAGAAACAAAUCAGCGGUCAAUCAUUUAUGGGCUAUAUCAACUCUUUGAUUGGCAUGAGAUUAAUAUACAUUAUCGUUUUUGCGGUUGCUGUGAUUAUGCUCCUCCAAACCAUCAACAAAGAAGAACCUCUCAGGGUUGGUACUAGGGACACCGAUGAUGGUGGAAGCAGCUCUACUUCUCCGGCUGAGAGCAAAGAGGUGCAUCGCUCUGGAGACAAGGAAGAUUAAGCUUGGGGUUUGCCUUUGGUCACUGCACAUGGUGAAACUAAGAAUGCUUUAUAAGCUGUGCUUGGAUAAUGGAUUUGCGGAAGCUCUAACUGAAGGAAAAUUAUGGAAACCAAGAUUUCUUAAUUUGGCUUCUUCAAAUCUUCCUUUUCUUUCCCUCCAUCUAUCCCUUGAGAAAAUCAUAAUACAGAAUACAGUGUAUCCGCCUCGUAUUUUAGAUGAGCUUUUUAAUUUUGCAAUUUUGCUCGCAUGAUUCGACCGAUAAUGACGCGCGUGUAUUUUGAUGCAUACGCUGGACGACAAUUUAUUUGUGCCGUUAAAUGUUAUAUACCAAUCAUGGUUUUUGCAUCC